GCCCCGAUAACUAUAAUGACCCCAAUGACGAUGAAGCCCCUGGUAACUAUAAGAAGCCAAAAAAUCUUCAAAAAUUGGCUCCAGUAAAUGGUGAUUUCGAACUUGCAAGUUUGUAUAUUCAACAGGCCAAUUCUCAAGUAUCGCUGGCAAAUGCACUUGAUAAUCUUGAAGUAGCUUCUGAUGAAUCAAGCUAUGUACUUGCCAAGCAUGAUCAAAAUAUUCAUAAGAAGGGUGAUCGAAACAAGAAGCCUAAGGAUAUUGAAAAAAAUUCAAAUAAUAAAGAUUUUAUUGAAAAAUUUUUAACAAGAAAUACGUUUCAUAAUUGCACUUUCAAUUUUUAG
Messenger RNA from Dentiscutata erythropus, 341 nucleotides. NCBI's taxonomy places the organism in Eukaryota, Fungi, Glomeromycota, Glomeromycetes, Diversisporales, Gigasporaceae. The record is from the annotation of a GenBank genome assembly.